Molecule: messenger RNA, 1704 nt
Organism: Quercus lobata
Lineage: Eukaryota; Viridiplantae; Streptophyta; Magnoliopsida; Fagales; Fagaceae
Product: berberine bridge enzyme-like 28
Exons: 1
Coding region: 1-1581 (526 amino acids)
Molecular function (GO): FAD binding; oxidoreductase activity
Source: RefSeq, a predicted model, not a curated record
AUGAAGUUACCAGUUUCUUUAUCUGUUUUUGCUCUUCUUCUCUCAUUUUUGUCGGCAACUUCAGCUCAUACUCAUGAAAACUUUCUUCAGUGCCUAACCCUUCAUUCCGGAAAUGACAGUAUUUCUGAAGUCAUUUACACCUCAUCCAACUCAUCGUAUUCAUUUAUCUUGGAAUCCUCCAUCAGAAACCCCAGAUUCUCAACACCUUCCACCCCGAAACCCCUAGUCAUUGUUACACCAUUGGGUGUUUCACAAAUUCAAGAAAUCCUUAGUUGUGCCCAAAAACAUGGAAUGCAAGUCAGAGUUAGAAGUGGUGGACAUGAUUACGAGGGUCUUUCUUAUGUUUCUCCUGUACCAUUUGUCAUACUUGAUAUGAUAAAUCUUCGAAACAUCUCUGUUGAUGAAGAAAAUAGCUUUGCCUGGGUUCAAUCUGGUGCAACCCUGGGUGAACUAUACUACGAGAUUGCUGAGCAAAGCAAAACUCUUGGCUUUCCAGCUGGACUUUGCCCUACGAUAGGUGUUGGUGGACACUUCAGUGGGGGAGGGUAUGGCACAAUUUUGAGAAAAUAUGGCCUUGCUGCUGAUCAUGUUAUUGAUGCACACUUGAUUGACGUUAAGGGUAGAUUCCUUGACAGAAAAUCAAUGGGAGAAGAUCUGUUUUGGGCCAUUCGAGGAGGAGGAGGGGCUAGCUUUGGAGUCAUUGUUGCAUGGAAAAUCAAGUUGGUUCCUGUUCCAUCAACCGUGACUGUGUUCACAGUCAAUAAGAACUUGGAACAAAAUGCAACCAAAAUUCUGUAUCGGUGGCAGUAUGUUGCAGACAAGUUUGAUAAAGACCUAUUCAUUCGUGUAAUCUUAACAGGCGCAAAUUCCAGCCAAGAAGGGAAGAAGACGGUACAAGCUACGUUUAAUUCCUUGUACCUUGGAGGGAAGGAUAAGCUCCUUCCAUUGAUGCAAAAGAGCUUUCCUGAGCUGGGUUUGGUGAGUGAAGAUUGUACAGAAAUGAGUUGGAUUCAAUCUGUCCUCUACUUUGCUGGAUUCCAAAGUGGACAAGCCCUAGAUGUUUUGCUAAAUAGGACUCUGACAGUUAUCUCUUAUAAAGCAAAAUCCGACUAUGUGAAGAAUCCCAUUCCUGAAUCUGGGUUGGAGGGGAUUUGGCAAAGAUUAUAUGAAAAAGAGGCAGAGUUAGGUGGAUUAAUCCUGACUCCAUAUGGGGGAAAAAUGAGUGAAAUUUCGGAGUCUGCAAUUCCUUUUCCACAUAGAGCUGGCAAUAUCUACAAAAUCCAAUACAUAGUGUAUUGGUCAGAAGAAGGGACUACGGCAACUGAAAGUCAUGUAAGUUGGAUUCGAAGGCUUUACGCUUAUAUGGCUCCUUAUGUUUCCAAGUCUCCAAGAGAAGCAUAUAUAAAUUAUAGAGACCUUGACAUAGGUACAAAUAAUGAAGGCAACACAAGUUAUAGAAAGGCAAGCAUAUGGGGUACUAAAUAUUUUAAGAACAACUUCAAAAGGCUGGUGCAUGUGAAGACUGUAUUUGAUCCCACUAAUUUCUUUAGGAAUGAACAAAGCAUCCCGCCUCUUUCAUAGUAGUGGAUGAUGAAAACUAAUUUGGGAUACUUAUUUUGCAAAGAUUGUAUUCUUUUUUUUUUUUUUUUGAAUGGAAAAUAUUGUACUCAGAAUCAAGUUUAUUAACAGAAAUUUUUAUAUGGA